CCCACCCCAUCCAACGGCGGCCGCCCGCUCCCCUCCCAUCCACGUGCCCACCGCGUCCGCCUCCCUCACGGUCACGGCCCACGGGCCGCCGCUCCCCACCUCGCCGCCCGUCCGCUCCCCUCUUUUAUUCCCCUCCCCCCUCGUCGCCAGCCGCCCCCGACUCGCAUCCAUCCAUCAUCUCCAGCCACCGAGAGGGGAAAUUAGUCCAGACUUUUAGGGUUUCCUGAGAGAGAGAGAUCUGGGAGGGGGAGCCAUGGACGGGAAGCUGCCGCCGCCCAACCCCAACCUCCCGUACCGGGAGGACUGCUGGAGCGAGGGCGAGACGGCCGCCCUCGUCGACGCCUGGGGGUCGCGAUACAUCGACCUCAACCGCGGCAGCCUCCGCCAGCCGCAGUGGCGCGAGGUCGCCGACGCCGUCAACACCCGCCCGGGGGCCUCCGCGCGCCGCCGGCCCCCGCGCACCGACAUCCAGUGCAAGAACCGGGUCGAUACCCUCAAGAAGAAGUACAAGGCGGAGCGGGCGCGGGGCGGGCCCUCCCCCUGGCCCUUCUACCGCCAGCUCGACGUCCUCGUCGGCCCGACCCUCUCGGCCGCCGCCGCCGCCAAGAAGCCCUCCCCGCCCCGCGCGCUUCCCAUGCUGCGGAGGCGCAUGUCGCCCUCUCGCUCCCCGUCGCCGCCCUCGCCGGCGCCGCCGAUGGCGCUCCCCCUGCCCAACUACCGCCGCGGGUCCAACCUCCCGGCCGCUGACCUCUUCCAUAAGGCCGCUGCAGCUGCGGCCGCCGCGGAUUCCGACUCGGAUGAUGGCUACAAUAACAACAACUAUGACGACGACGAGGGCUCGCAGCAAUCGGCCUCGCGCUCAGUGUCGUCUCACUCUGGUGGUAACGGUCCUGUUCUUGGCGGUGGUGGGGGCGGCGGUGGCGGCAACAAAAGGAAGAGGGGCGGGACCGGAGGUUUUGGGGAGCUAGCGAUGGCAAUGGAGACAUUCGCUGAGAUGUAUGAGCGCAUGGAGGCUGCCAAGCAGAGGCAUGCAGAGGAGAUGGAGAAGCAGCGGAUCAAGUUCCUCAAGGAUCUGGAGCUCAAGCGGAUGCAGGCUUUCGUGGACAUGCAGCUUCAACUUUCGAGGGUAAAGCAAGCCAAGAACGGUACCUCAGAGAUGCUCAUGUCUCUUGCUGCACUGCCGUUCCUCAGCAACCCUGCUUACCUCUGAUAUAAGAGUUUAGAUUACUUGGAGUCAAGCAUGGUAUGGUGCUGCUCUUUGAUGAAGAUCAAUCUAGGUUCAUUGGUAGUUUGGUGUAUAGGCUCUGGAGUCCGGAUGUGUAAAACAGAUGCUUCUGCUCCAGCCAAGAGCUUUGGUGUCGCCUGCGUUUUCUGGACUAUAGCCGUUGACGUUUUGUCUCUUUUCUUCCGCUGGGAUGUUAACAGACAAUUUCGUUGUUUAGUUUUUGUUUCAGUUGACAUGAUUUACAAGGUCUGUAACAGAAAAUACUGAAUAUGAAUCAACUCAAGCCAGCUGCUUUGAAAUGUA
This is a messenger RNA of Aegilops tauschii subsp. strangulata, 1528 nucleotides long. RefSeq lists its product as uncharacterized. Gene Ontology annotation, cellular component: nucleus. Lineage: Eukaryota; Viridiplantae; Streptophyta; Magnoliopsida; Poales; Poaceae. The record is from RefSeq and is a predicted model, not a curated record. Gene Ontology annotation, molecular function: transcription cis-regulatory region binding.